AUGGCCACCACCAGCAAGAGCGAGUCAGAGGGACUCUUGCAGGGCGCUGACCAAGGAUUCGGGACCAUGGCAUCAGGAGAUGAUGUGCUCACGUCACUACGCCAAAAACCAGGGAGUAGCCGGCACCAACGAGAAACAUCGACUGCCACCGAGAUUUCAUGGUUGUCGUUCCUCAGGAGAGGCAACAGUGCUCAAGGAAGUCAAGGAAGUGACACCAGCCGACGGAAAAAGACGAAAUGGGAGAAGAAGCAUCAACGUGUUCGGGGUAUCCUAUUUGAUAAAUCAGAUUACCUGGUUGCGAACAUGUUGUUGGCAGUUUGCUAUGUCCUGUUUAUUCUAUACUCCGUAUUGAUCUUUGUGGGACCCUUUGUUCUGAAUUUCUUCGUCGACAAGGAUGAUUGGUGUUACAGUCGCCUCACGGAAGAACAAAGAGACAUGUUCCUGCCAGCAUCUUCAACAGUUGUGGAGGACGACGAAACCACCAGACUGCUGGGAUCGGGAGAUUUUACAGCCACAGCCGAACAACCCUACCCCAAUCCAGACUACGAUACCGAUCCUUGUCGAUACGUACGAUUUCAUUUCAUGAGCUACUUGACCCUGGAAGAAUGCGAUAUUUGUAGAAGACUCUUCACGGCGGUGCUUCUAGGGGGGGCCAUUGGUUACGAACGUCGAUCUUCAGAUCGUCCUGCUGGCAUACGUACCAUGGGAUUGGUUUCACUGGGCGCUUGCUUCUAUACCAUUUCAAGUGUCAUGGCGUUCAAGAGUUCCACACAAACCUGGGACGCGUCACGUGUUGCUGCAGCCUUACCGAGUGGAGUAGGAUUCCUGGGAGCUGCUUUGAUUUGGAAAGGAUCCUUCUUUGUCGGUGAUCAUGAAAUGCAUCAAGUACAUGGGCUCAACACGGCGGCAUCCUUGUGGCUCAGUGCCGCCGUGGGAGUCGGUGUCGGCGGAGCGCUGUAUCUCGUGACAAUUUACGUGACAUCCCUCGUGAUCAUGAUCCUUCGCUUGAGGGAAGAGCGCAAGCUGAAAAACAUGGCUGCCCAACUUCGAAGGAGCAUGAAGAACAUUCCCACCUUUGGGAGUUAG
Messenger RNA from Seminavis robusta, 1086 nucleotides. NCBI's taxonomy places the organism in Eukaryota, Bacillariophyta, Bacillariophyceae, Naviculales, Naviculaceae. The record is from the annotation of a GenBank genome assembly.